UCAUUGUCACUUGUGACGGGUGUUUGAAAAUCAAAACAACCUGAGUGGGAAGUUAAAAGUUGUAUUAUUUCUGUAACUCUUACCUAUAUUUAAUUUACUUAAUUGUUAACGUUUGAUUAUACUUCCCAGUAUCUUCCAUACAAUUCAUAAGUGCGCGCAAUAAAGUAUUGAUUAACGAGUUAAUUUGCGCGGAAUAGUUACUUAACCUAAAAGUUUUGAAUUGUUUAAUUUUUUUAUUAUUAAUUCACGAUGCGUUACGCACAGUUAGUAGUGGGCCCUGCUGGGAGUGGAAAGUCUACAUACUGCUCAACGAUAGUGAAACACGCCAGUGAUGCCAAACGGAUAGUGGAGGUAGUGAACCUAGACCCUGCUGCGGAACACUUUGACUACGAGCCACUGGUGGACAUCCGGGAACUGAUACACUUGGAAGAUGCCAUGGAAGAUGAGGAACUGCAGUUUGGACCUAAUGGAGGACUUGUUUUUUGUAUAGAAACGUUACUAGAGAACUGUGACUGGUUAGAAGAGCAGCUAGGAGACGUAGACGAUGACUACCUACUGUUUGACUGUCCCGGCCAGAUAGAACUGUACACACACUUGCCUGUCAUGAGGAAGCUGGUGGAUCUCCUGCAGAAGUGGAACUUCAGGAUAUGUGUUGUGUUCAUGGUUGAUUCACAGUUCAUGAUUGAUGGCGCUAAGUUCUUAUCAGGCACAAUGGCGGCACUUAGUGUGAUGGUGAACCUGGAACUCCCACAUGUCAACAUUCUCACCAAGAUGGACUUGCUCAGCAAAAGCGCGCGAAGACAGAUUGACGAUUACCUAGAUCCAGACCCACACGUGCUCCUAGCUGACAUGAGAAACGCGAAAUCGAAAUGGCACGAAAAGUACGCAAAACUUACAGAAGCAAUCGGAGAAGUCAUAGAGAACUUCAGUCUAGUCCGGUUUUACCCGCUCAACAUCAAAGAUGAAGAGAGCGUGGAGAAUAUCAUGAUAACCAUAGACAAUAUUAUUCAGUAUGGAGAAGAUGCUGAUGUUAAGAUUCGGGACUUUGAUGAAGAAGACCCCGAGGAUAUUAACUGUGAUUAAAUAAACUUGUUAUUUUUU
Molecule: messenger RNA, 1101 nt
Organism: Helicoverpa armigera (cotton bollworm)
Lineage: Eukaryota; Metazoa; Arthropoda; Insecta; Lepidoptera; Noctuidae
Product: GPN-loop GTPase 3
Exons: 5
Coding region: 250-1083 (277 amino acids)
Molecular function (GO): GTPase activity
Source: RefSeq, a predicted model, not a curated record